Durusdinium trenchii is the source of this 2184-nucleotide messenger RNA. The record is from the annotation of a GenBank genome assembly. NCBI's taxonomy places the organism in Eukaryota, Dinophyceae, Suessiales, Symbiodiniaceae.
CUUCAAUUGUUCUGGGGUCAUUGUGAACAAUAAUGGACAUCCCAUGUUGUGGCCUGGGUGCAUCCUGAGCCAGCUCUGCCAGCCAGCCUGGCAGGUGCAAACUGGGCAAGCGGCGGACUGGAAGCGGAGCAAGCGGAGCGAACGGAGCUUCGGAGAACGAGUUGUCGGAGUUCCUCCAGUUCGCAGAGUCGGGGUACUGCCGGAAGCGCUUUGGGGCGUUCCAUGGAGCUUGCCGAUCCUUUUGAGGCGCCACAGCAAGAUCAAGCUGCGUGCGCGGAAGGAAGCUACAGAUCCAUGGUCAGUUUUGGGACUUUCGCCCGGUGCCAGCAGCAGCGAGGUGCGUCGUGCCUUCCGUGCGAGAGCACGCUUGUGGCACCCUGAUCGUGGCGGUGAUCCAGAGAGGUUUCAGGCUUUGAGUCAGGCGUAUGCGCAUGCAAUGAACUUUGAGGCAUCCACCGAAUCCGCUGAAAAGGCCACCUCUUCUGUGCGGAGAAGAGCUGUCGAAGACGAGGCAGAGAGACGUGAGCCGACCUUGGAGGAUUUUCUCCAGUGGCGACGCAAACAACGGCCAUCACACUCAAAUGGAAUGGUGCAGUCAAUCUAGGUAUACAAGCGGCUGAAACAAGAUCAACCUCCAUGGUCCAUUAAAUGGUUGUCGCUGCUGUGUUCUUUAGUAACUGUUUUGACACUUGCUGAAAAUACCUGCUGUUCGAAAAGCAGUGGCCCAUGGUCAAUCCAUGUCAUUCCUAGUGUUUUCUUUAUCGCUUGUUCGUGGCCAAGAGGCUUUGCAGCAAUGUGCAACUUUGUGUUCUCAUUGAUGUUCCCUAGUGUGACGCCUUUUUGGUGCAAAAAUUAGGCAAACACGAGUGUAGAAGCCGUGUGGAAGCUUAAGUUUCCGCUCAUGCAUCCUAGUCCACGAUGCCGCCCAAAGAGAAGCGAUUUGGUGAUAUGACAAGCUAUUCAACUCAGGGCAUACGCAGCAGCCAGUGCAGCAGCACUCUUUCCUUUUAAAACGUCUCCUUCAGAUUGCAAAAGUUGGCGAGUAAGCCGUGGCUGUAAUCAAAAACACCAGUUAGCAGUACAGCGUAAGCUCCUAAAGCAACCCCUGGCGUGUAAGCAAACCCUGUGGUGGUGUAAGGACAGCACAACCACCACCGUUAGAAAUCUAUUCUCACAGGUUAGUUUAGAGGUAACCUAUUUGAUGCUUACUUAGGGAUCAACCACUGGUUUGCGUGAAAGCAGCUGUUCACUCAAGAAAACAGAGGAACGCAGUGCUUUGUUUUUUUCGUCAGGCUGCAUGGCUCAACCUAGUUAUACUAUUGGAGACUUUUGGCGAGCUACCAAAAAGGUUGCAAGCAGGUGUGUGCCAAGAGUUGAAGGGUAUUGGUCAGCUUUGCUCACAGCUGCAUCAUGCUGCAUCACGUUGCAUCUCAGCAGCAUCACCAAAGGUUAUUAGCAGUAGUUUGUAACUCCUGGCAAUCGCACUUGAAAUUCAUUUGCUUGUGAUUUUCAGUUCGGGAUGGCCAGAAACAUGUUGAGAUGGUAUUGUCAAGCGAAACAAUACAGCUCGCGACUGUUUGCAUAAACAGAAGUUGUGUACAUGUUAUAUACAAACCCCCGAACUAUGCUUGCCUUGGGAAUCCUUGUCUUGAAUUGUACUAUCGUAUUUUACUACCGGACAUGUUCGGAACAUGGAAAAAAGAAAACAUGACUUUAUGACUUUAUGUGAAAAGCGUUUUCUUGCAAAGCCCUGUGCGCUUUUCUCCAAGGCCUCGACAGACUGCUCGGAGGGCUGCAGAGCGAGAGCGUUUUGCUUCGAGCUCCCCAAGGCAUGGUGAGAAAGUCUGGAGUGCUCAGCGUAGCCUGCAAGAUGCCGUGCGGCAGGCAGACACUCCAGAAUUGGAGGCGGCCUGGUUGCGGGAGGCGGACAUCGAACAAGUGCGGCAGCAACCGAAGAAAAGCCAGAGCAAGUCCAAAGAGACAUCCGAUGAGCAUGUGGGCUACCGCAGCGUCCGAUCGACAAGUGGGACGCUCACUGUACCGAUCUUCCAGAAACCAGAUGGUGCAAGGUACUACACGUCUCCUUUAACUUCGAAGCGUGUCGCUAUACCGUGAGCAGAGAGCAAUAAUUUUCCUGGCACUUACUGCAACUUCGGCUUGUACCGUUAGACAGGCAGUAUUCAC